GCUCUCUCCGUCCCUCGCCGCUCAGACAGCAGUCAGUCGCACACAGGAGAGAGACAGGCUCACCUCAGAGACCCAUCCGCCGCGUCCGAACCGAAACGAAAGCAGCAGCAGCCAGCAGCCGGCAGCCGAGCGAGGAUGAAGGUGGAGGUGGUGGAGACGACGCUGGUGCCGCCGAGCGAGGCGACGCCGCGGCACGCGCUGUGGCUGUCCAACCUCGACCUGGCGGUGCCCAAGACCCACACGCCGCUCGUCUACUACUACCCCAGGCCCAAGCCCGCCGGCGACGGCAACGGCGACGGCGAGGGCGUGGGCGGCGGGGCCCCUUUCUUCGACCCGGCGCGGCUGCGGGACGCGCUGGCCCGGGCGCUGGUGCCCUUCUACCCGCUGGCGGGGCGGCUGGCGUCGGGCCCCGGCGGGCGGGUCGAGAUCGACUGCACGGGCGAGGGCGCGCUCUUCGCCGUCGCGCGCGCCGACUUCGCCGGCGACGAGGUGUUCCGGGACUUCGAGCCGUCCCCCGAGGCGCGCCGCCUCCUCGUGCCCUUCGCCGAGUCCGGCGAGCCACCCUGCGUGCUCGCCAUGGUCCAGGUCACCUUCCUCAAGUGCGGCGGCGUCACGGUGGGCACGGGCAUGCACCACGUGACCAUGGAUGGCGCCGGCGCGUUCCAGUUCAUCCGGGCGUGGACGGCGCUGGCGCGCGGGGAGUCCCCGCCGGCGCCGGCGCCGUUCCACGACCGGACCCUCCUCCGGGCGCGCUCCCCGCCGCGCGUCCCCUUCGAGCACCCGGUCUACUCCCCGUGCUACCUCAACGGCGCGCCGCGGCCCUUCGUGACUCGCACCUACGCCGUCGGGCCCAAGCUCCUGGCGGGCAUCCGGUCGCAGUGCGCGGCGGGGGCGUCCACCUACUGCGCCGUGACCGCGCACCUGUGGCGCGCCAUGUGCGUCGCCAGGGGCCUCCCCGCCGGCGCCGAGACGCGGCUCCGCGUGCCGGCCAACGUCCGGCAGCGCCUCCGCCCGCCGCUCCCCGCGGCCUACUUCGGGAAUGCGAUCGUGCGGGACCUGGUGACCGCGACGGUGGGGGACGUGCUGUCGCGCCCGCUGGGGUUCGUGGCGGAGCGGAUCAAGCGUGCCGUGUCGCGCGUGGACGACGCCUUCGUGCGCUCCGUGGUGGACUACCUGGAGCUCGAGUCGGACAAGGGCAGCCAGGCGGCGCGCGGGCAGCUCAUGCCGGAGUCGGACCUGUGGGUGGUAAGCUGGUUGGGGAUGCCCAUCUACGACGCCGACUUCGGGUGGGGACGCCCGGGGCUCGUCGCGCCGGCGCAGAUGUUCGGCAGCGGCACCGCGUACGUGACGCAGGGCCCCGACAAGGACGACCCCAUCAACGUGCUCUUCGCGCUCGAGCCCGAGUACCUGCAGACCUUCGAGAAGGCCUUCUACGCCGAGUACUGAUGACCUAUGACCGCCGCCGGCGAGCUGCCGGCUUGCGCCGCGACGUGAUGCCGUGGUGACUGCCGUCGGGUUCGUGUGUGGGGGGUCGGUGUGCCAAGCUGCUGCUGGUGUCUGUAUCAUAUUAGUAGUUACCAGCAUGUGUUGGGGAUGCUCUGCAUGCUUAGUUGCUUACUGUGACACCGUCGUCUUGGGUGUCGGUAUGAAGUGUGAUAACUGAUAAGGAACAGUGCAGGGUUUCAUUGCACGAUUCCAUAGUGUCAUGCGAUCUAAGUACAUUUAAGUUCGCGAAUGAAAUAAGGUCAUGUAAUGCAAAAUUUCAUUUUACGAUUUCAUAGACUAGCCACACAUUUAACUGUAAGGCCUGUGAUUGGAUGUAAUUGCUUGAAAUGAAACUCUAUAAUCCUCGAUGUAAGUUUCAACAUGUUUUAUAGUCU
Molecule: messenger RNA, 1880 nt
Organism: Panicum virgatum (switchgrass)
Lineage: Eukaryota; Viridiplantae; Streptophyta; Magnoliopsida; Poales; Poaceae
Product: putrescine hydroxycinnamoyltransferase 1-like
Exons: 2
Coding region: 136-1446 (436 amino acids)
Molecular function (GO): acyltransferase activity, transferring groups other than amino-acyl groups
Source: RefSeq, a predicted model, not a curated record